UCAUAGCACUUGCGCAUGCACCAAGCAGCCAGCUGCAGCGCCUCCGGUUUCUGCUUCUUUAGCUAGCAGAGCAGAGUCGCUAAUCUUUACCUUGCUGGACGAGAAAAAAACAUUCAACAUCUGGAGGGAAACCGUUGGAUCAAGAGGAAACUUCUGGGAGACGAACCGAAGCCCACAGAAUGCCAAAUAUCUGACUGAAAGAUGUCUCAGCAGGUUAGCAUGGAAGCCAGCAGCAUCCUGCCCGUUCUCAAGAAGAAGCUGGCCUUCUUGUCAGGUGGCAAAGACCGGCGCAGUGGUCUGAUUCUGACCAUCCCUCUUGGCUCUGAUCAGACCAGCAUGGAGGAGCUGAGCGACUCACUGGACUAUCUGCUCAGCAUCCCGAGUGACAAGUGUAAGGCACGUGGUUUCACUGUCAUUGUGGACGGCCGCAGGUCGCAGUGGAACACGGUCAAGACAGUGGUGCUCAUGCUGCAGAAUGUCAUCCCUGCUGAGGUGUCGCUGGUGUGCGUGGUGAAGCCUGAUGAAUUCUGGGACAAGAAAGUGACGCACUUUUGCUUCUGGAAGGAGAAAGACCGUCUGGGCUUUGAGGUGAUCCUGGUCUCGGCCAAUAAGCUGACUCGCUACAUUGAACCCUCUCAGCUGACGGACGACUUUGGAGGAAGUUUGGACUACGACCACAGUGACUGGCUCAGCAAGAGACUGGUGUUUGAGAAGUUCACCAAGGAGUCGACAUCACUGCUGGAUGAGUUGUCAAUUAUUAAUGAAGGUGACAAGAGCGCCGACAAGGACAAGUCAGCUGACAGUAUCCUCCUUCCGUCUUUUGACCCAGAGACUGUCCUCCAGACUGGUCAUGAGCUUUUGUCAGAGCUGCAGCAGAGACGUUUCAACGGUUCAGAGGGAGGAGGAGGUGGAGCAGGAGGACAAGGACAAGGAGGUCCAACAUGGCGGCCAAUGGAGGAGGAGCUUUUGGCCCAGCCUCAGGUCAUGAAGCUGUUGGACUCACUCAGGGAGCAGUACACCCGCUACCAGGAGGUGUGUCGCCAACGCAGCAAGCGUUCGCAGCUGGAAGACAUCCACGCCAAAGUCAUGCAGGUGGUCACAUGGUUGCAGGGUCCGGGCUCGGAGCUGCUGAAGACACACCAGGCCAUUGGAGACUCCAUACGAGCAGCGCAGGCCCUGCAACAGAAACAUGAAGAGAUCGAGAGCCAGCACAGUGAGUGGUUCGCCGUCUACGUGGAACUGAACCAGCAGAUCGCUGCCUUGCAAAGCGGCGUCGAGGAAGAGGAAGUGGCCGAGCUGAAGGCGCUGCAGCAGCAGCUGAGCGACGUCUGCUACCAGCAGGCGGCGCAAUUGGAGAGCCGACAGAAUGUCCUGCAGGCAGCGCAUAGCUUCCAUGGCGCCGCACAGGAGCUGUCCCAGCAGCUGGACGGUCUACUGGGCAUGCUCUGUGCAGAUGUGGCAUUGGCGGACGGCUCUGCCAUUCAACAAAACCUCAAACUGCUGGAGGAGAAGCUUCAGAGCGUGGAGGCGGGGCUUGCAUCACUGCGUCAGAAAGGGGAACUCUUGAUGGAGCAGAUGUGCAGCCAAACCUCAUGGCCGCUGGAGGAGGGCGAAAGUCCAGCAGGAGAGCAGCAGGAGAAUGUCCAGCAAAUUCACGCUGUCAUGGAGGAGAUGCAACUACGUAAACAGAGGUGUGAGGACAUGGUGGACGUGAGGAGGCUGAAGAUGCUUCAGAUGGUCCAGCUGUUCAAAUGUGAAGAAGAUGCUCUGCAGGCAGUGGAGUGGCUUGGCGAGCUGCUGGACGCUCUGCUGAAGACGCAUGUGAGACUUGGCGAUGACUCCCAAGAGACUAAGUCCAUGUUGGACAAACACAGAAAGUUUGUGGACGUAGCUCAGAGCACAUACGACUAUGGCCGCCAGCUGCUUCAGGCGACAGUGGUGUUGUGUCAGUCACUGCGCUGCACCACACGCUCGUCCGGCGACACCUUACCCAGACUCAACCGCGUGUGGAAGCAGUUCAGCGUCAGUGCCGAUGAGCGGCAGCAUCGCUUGGAACUCGCGCUUGAUUUCCACAACGCUGCCGAGCGGGUGUUACAGGAGCAGCAUGUGGAGGCGGAGUCUCUGGAUGACGUCGACACUUCAGGGAAAACUCUGUUGGACAGACUGAGCAUGCCUGUAAUUUUCCCAGAUGGGAGCGAGCAGUGUUUUGGGAGUCCGGUUGACACAGCGGCGGCAGCUGAAGGCAUCAGAGAGCGCCUCUUGCUGGUUGAAGAGCGGCGGCUGCAGCUGCAAGAGGCAGAAGUUGGCGAGCGGGGGGAGGGGCUUCACGGGUUGGAUGUCAUCGGGGAGGAGCUCAGCGAGAAGGAGGAGCCAGAUGACGAUGACAAUGACGACGAGGAGGAAGAAGAAGAAGAAGAGGAAGCAAGGCCACAGGAUGAGGCAUCGGAGCGGGAGUACUGACUGGUUGUAGCUGGUUGGCUGAGGCAGCUAAUUGAUACGAACAGCCGCUUUUCUCUGCUUCCAUUAAACGAGACCCUCCUUCCCAGCAUGCUCCUUGUUUUGAUGAGGGGCCGGGGCUUGACCACAUUUCCUGCCUGUGUGCCUCUCCCCCUUGUUGCUGUCAUGUCAACUCUUAUUCAUGGAUGAAGCAGUAGUGUGCUUGGAAGGGGUUGGGGUGACAUUUGAUGAGCCAAUCAUUGUGAUCAAACCUAAUCUGUCUGGCCCCUGCCCCACAGGACUGAGUUGAACUUUGACCUCUGCUGGCCUGGUGUUUUUUUUAUAAAUGCGUUUGUUUUAAUUUAUUUGACUUUUUUUAAGCAGACUUCCUCAAAUGUUGAAUGUGUUGACUUUGCUUGCUUGAGCUUCUCCCAUGACAUUAAUAUUCAUGACAUUAUUGCGACAUCAUAAAAAUAAAGAAGCUUUUUUUUAAGAGGCUUCAGAAUCCUAGGAAAUA
This is a messenger RNA of Doryrhamphus excisus (bluestripe pipefish), 2953 nucleotides long. It is a transcript of the gene sestd1, whose product is annotated as SEC14 and spectrin domains 1. Gene Ontology annotation, molecular function: phosphatidylinositol-3-phosphate binding; phosphatidylinositol-3,4-bisphosphate binding; phosphatidylinositol-5-phosphate binding. NCBI's taxonomy places the organism in Eukaryota, Metazoa, Chordata, Actinopteri, Syngnathiformes, Syngnathidae. The record is from RefSeq and is a predicted model, not a curated record.